AUGGACAAGGGCAUUGCCAAAUCACGCGAGUGUAACUACAAAUAGUAAUGACUUUGUUUCUCAGAAGAGAAGACUGGCGACCGACCGUUGGCUGCGAGAACUUGGUGCUGUGGCGAUUGUCGGGGCGAUCUGACCGCGCCGCCGGUCCCUUCUCGUGGCUCUUCGCCGACCGCCGCUGCUGGGCUCUGGGAUGGCCGCUGGCGGGGUGCCGGAGGCGGCCGCUGCCGGAGGUCGCGGGUCGUCUCCCUUCCUCUCGCGGUCGUGGGCAGACUGGGCAGAAGAGGAGGAGGGGGAGGGUCAGGUGGAGUUGCCGGUGUCGCUGGCGCCGCCGCUCCUGGGCGAUUUCUGGGCUGCGGCCUGGCCUGCUCGUCGGUGGGGACAGCCGUCGUCGCGUAGGGGCCGCGUGCCUGCCCGACCUCCCCUGCGUCGUCCGGCCGUGGUGGCUGUUCCCGCUCCCGCCGCGCCUCGGCCCGCCGCGCCUCCCGGGUUAUCCCCCGUGGUGGCGCCUGUAGCCCCGGCCGGCGUUGUGCCGCGCGCGGCUGCGGCUGGUGACUGCCCCGGCGUGGGUGGUCCGCCGUUGCUUGCGGUGCCGGCGGCGUGUGUGUCGUGGUCGGGCCCCGCGCGGGCGGCGCGGAUGAGGGGAUUGGCUGCCCCUUGCGCCGCGGAGGGGACGACUGGCACCUGGGCCGGCUGUCGACCUAAUGGGCCGCGGACGGGUGGGCUGGACGGCAUUUCGGCCCAGGAGGUGGCUGAGGCUGCUCGUCGGGCCCGGGAGGUGGUGGGCUCAAUUAACCGGGCCUGGGGCCUGGCCCACGCGGACCCCGCCCGUUGGAUUUGGGUCCAACGUGGUGGAUCCGGCCCGUGGGCGGGUUGACCUGCUACGCGAAGUGAGCGCUGGCAUCCGCUCGCUGGGCCGAGGAAUCGUGAUCGCCUUCAGCUUUUCCUGGACGCCCUGGUGUAUAUCGCGCGUCGGCUCUCCGACCCCUCGCCGGUCCUGUAGCUUGCCCCUGGUGGCCUUUCUGUUUCUUCUUCUUUCAUUUGGGCGUCUUUGUGUUGUGGCCCCAGCAUUUCUCCUUUAUGAUUGUGUUUGAGUUGUGGUUGUGUGGAUGUAUACUUUAUCUAUAAAGCGGGGUGAAAGCCUAUUUCGAGAGAAGAGAAGACUACCCAUUUUUGAACA
Molecule: messenger RNA, 1177 nt
Organism: Triticum aestivum (bread wheat)
Lineage: Eukaryota; Viridiplantae; Streptophyta; Magnoliopsida; Poales; Poaceae
Product: translation initiation factor IF-2
Exons: 2
Coding region: 191-874 (227 amino acids)
Source: RefSeq, a predicted model, not a curated record